This is a messenger RNA of Tarenaya hassleriana, 501 nucleotides long. RefSeq lists its product as uncharacterized. The coding region runs from base 1 to 501 and encodes 166 amino acids. The transcript has a single exon. The record is from RefSeq and is a predicted model, not a curated record. NCBI's taxonomy places the organism in Eukaryota, Viridiplantae, Streptophyta, Magnoliopsida, Brassicales, Cleomaceae.
AUGGCAGACAACGACAACGACAACAACAAGCGGCCCCGAGAUGACCCGUCCGAGUCAGAUCUCCACUCGCCCGACGGAAAGCGCGUCAAGACCGAGUCGAUCGGCACGCCCCACGACCCGGCGAGUCAUGAUCUCGACUCGGUUCUCAAGAGCCUCGAGGACGAGGUAUCCUCGUGCCCCGCGUCGAACUCGGACGAGUCUCGGCCGGAACUGGGUUACCUUUUUGAAGCCUCCGACGACGAGCUUGGGUUGCCUCCGCCUCCUCCGGGGGCUACAUGCGCGGCGCAGAAGAACGUGGAUGACGAGUACUUGACCGAGUUGGUCCGAGUCUCGUCUGACUCGUCCGGGAUCGGCGAGUUCUGGGAGUUCGACGAUGUGAUCCCUUGUUACGACUCGUUCGACCUGAGGGUCGGUGAGGGUUUCAGCGUAGACUACGUGCCGUUGGACGACUUGUUCGAAUAUUCCGAUGCGUGUUUAGACCCGUCCGGUGUUUUGCGGUGA